AACUUUAAAAGUGAAUAUUCAUUCAUGUGGAUAAAAACAGUUAUUGGAAAUUAAACGAGAAUUAACGGGUAAUCGCGGAUGUGUGUAUGCGCCAUUUCUUGUGUUGGUAAAAAAAAAAAACUGUAUAUUUUUUAAAAAUAACAAGAUAUAUUUAAUAUCUAGCUAACUAUAGCUAGCUAGCUGGGUACAUAACUCAUUCAACUUAAAGCAACUAAAGGUUAUGUUCUCCGGCUACUAAAUAUACGUACUAUUGAUGGAGUAGUAGAUUGAUAUUUUUAUGGAAAAGUUACGUUUUUGUAUGAUAUUUUUGUUAUGGUUUUAUGUAUGCGUGGAUAUCGUGGAAAGUUCUUGCAACUGUUCAGAAGUUGUCUCUGCAGGAUGUGAUCCAGGAAAGUUCUUCACAAACUAUAACGGAUCAUGGGCAUGUUUUAACUGUCCUUCAGGGCAUUACUGCCCAGGUGGUGUAGAAUCUGCCAUUCCUUGUCAGUCAGGUUUUUAUAAUGACAAAGUUGGUCAAAGUGAUGGAAAUGCUUGCAAGGAAUGUCCCUCUGGUUACUACUGUCAACAACGUGGCAUUUUACCAGAGCCUUGUCCACUUGGAUUUUACACCAACAAUACGGGAAGAACAAGCUGUAUAAUUUGUCCCGAAGGCUACAGCUGUGAAGUUUCUUCUUUUAAGCCUGUGAAGUGUGAAAGUGGGUACUACAGUUCUCAGGGCAAUAUUACUUGUCAAGCAUGUCCAAGUGGAUACUAUUGUCGAAAUGGUUUACCACCAGUGCAAUGUUCUAUUGGUGAAUAUUCACCACACUUAUCUGAAAACUGUUUAAACUGUCCCAGAGGCUUCAAAUGUCCUGCUUCAGGCUUGUCAUCACCAGUCAUUUGUAGUGAUGGUUAUUACACAAAUGUAGAAAGACAAUCUUCAUGCAUGCCAUGCGAACCAGGUAGAAGCUGCGCUAAUAAAAAUAAUUCUGAAAUAUGUCCUGCUGGAACAUUUAGUCCAAGUGGUGUUCUUGGUUGUAUGCCAUGUGGUAAUGGAAGUUAUAGUCUUGAAGAAGCUUCGGCUUGCAUUCCUUGUCCUGCUGGGAAAUCUUGCUCUGAUUCUUCACUACCACCACAAGACUGUCCUGUUGGGUAUUAUUCUAACAUUGGAGACGGCAUUUGUAAACUAUGUAAUUUUGGAUAUAAAUCCAUUGGAAAUGGCACAGGAUGUGUACCAUGUGAUGCUGGGUUUUACUGCCCAAACCCAAGUUAUCGAAUGGUGCCAUGCCCUGCAGGAAUGUAUUCUUUAGGUGGAGCUAUUUCAAAUUGCACUGCCUGCCCUGCAGGUUUUGCAUGUCCAAAUGCUGCUUCAAGCCCCAUUGCUUGUGCUGGAGCUUCUUAUUCGACUGGUUUUGCUACGUCAUGCCAAACAUGUAGUGCUGGUUAUAAAUGUCCAGGAAGAAGCUCUAUAGAAGCAUGUCCUUUUGAUGAAAUCAAUGGCUAUACAUACAGUACUGAUGCAGAUGACACGUGUAAACCUUGUCCACAAAAAGCCAGUGGGCAAGUGUGUAUCUCACGUUUUGUGGUACCUAAAUCAUGUCAAAGUGGUGAAACGAUAAUAGCAAAUGGGACAGGUUGUGCUCCUUGUUCUGCUGGUUUUCAAUGCCCAGCUCCUGGUUCUGAAAUGACACAGUGUCCAGAUGGAUUAUGGUCACCUCCUGGUGCAACAAGUUGUCAAACAUGCACUUUAGGCUUUUACUGCCCAAAUAAUGGAUCUAUUCCUAUACCAUGCCCUACUGGUACUUAUCGAUAUGCUCCUGCCAGUACAACAUGCCAACAGUGUCCAGGUGGAUAUCAAUGUUCAAAUCCUGCUGUUGCACCUGUUGCUUGUCUUUCAGGCUAUGUAAGUGGUCCAGCUUCUACAGCAUGUCAAAUAUGUCCAGCUGGUUAUGCAUGCCCUGAUGUCACUGACCCAACAAAUAAUACAAUUUGCGAUGCUGGAAAGUACUCGAUCGCGGGUCAAAUGGACUGUACUUCUUGUCCUGAUGGUAGCUACUGUCCUAGCACAAUUACUGCCACAGUAACAUCAUGUCCACCUGGACACACCUCGAAUGCAGGUGCUGCUGUCUGUACGCCUUGCCCUGCAGGAUUUGAAUGCCCCACCACAACAGCUUCACCUAGUCCUUGUCCUAAUGGAAAGUAUUCAACUGGUGGUGCUAGAAAUUGUUUAUCUUGUCCAGCUGGCUAUAUGUGUCCAAACAAAACAUCAGCUACUGUUAUAGCAUGUACGCCUGGAUGGUACUCAACUGGGGAUGCUACAUCUUGUACUCCGUGUGAUGCAGGAAGUUACUGUCCAAGAACAGAUGACAGCAGCAAAGCUCCAUGUGAAGUGGGUACCUGGUCAACAUCGAAUUCCUCCUCAUGUACAUUUUGCCCUCCAGGUUAUGCAUGCCCACAUACUGAUCAACCAAUACAAAACCCAUGUCCAAAUGGGACAUACUCUCUUGGUAAACAAGAAGUAUGCAAUAACUGUGAUGCUGGUACAUAUUGUCCAACAACAAAGUCAAGACCUAUAAAAUGUCAAGCUGGAUAUUAUUCAGUGGGUAAAGCAACAGAGUGCAAAAAGUGUGAAGCAGGAUAUGAGUGUUCUGACCCAACAGAGGCUAACCCAUGUCCUGUUGGAACUUACUCACAAAGUGGAUGGACAUUGUGUAGACCAUGUGAAGUAGGCUACAUUUGUGCUGCUGCUUCAAACAGUUCAACCCCCAAAGAAGGUCUUUGUUCAAAAGGUGGUUAUUGUGAUGGGAAAACCUUCUACCCGUGUCCUCCUGGUACCUACAAUGAUAAAACUGGAUCUGUCAGUUCAGCAGCUUGUAUAAAUUGUCCACCAGGUUAUUAUUGCACUGGUCCUGGAACAUUUAACUACACUUCUUUUCAUUGUAAGACUGGAUAUUACUGUCCUUUAUCCACUCGAUAUUGGAACCAAUUUCCAUGUCCGGCUGGGUCAUAUAAUCCAAACAUGAGUAAAACUUCCUUGUCAAAUUGUUUGCCAUGUAAGGAUGGCUCAUAUUGUCCACAAGGUUCUGAAACAUUAACACCUUGUCCCAGAGGUUUUUUUUGUCCAAGCAGAACUGGAUCUGGUACAACAUUUGCCUGUCCAAGUGGUACAUAUUCAGGCAAUGAAGGUCUCAAAAGCUCCACAGAAUGUAUUAGCUGUCCUGAAGGUGCUUACUGUCCUGCGGGGACUGCUAGCAGACCAACUAUAGAGCCAAUCAAAUGCCCUGCAGGGACAUAUAAUCCUGACACCAACGCUGGUCAUCGACUCAAUUGCAAACCAUGUGAUGCUGGUCGAUCAUGUCCUGUUAGUGGUUUAAAUUCAUCAAGAGAUUCCUGUCAAGAAGGACACUAUUGUCCACCUGGUACUAUUGUUAGUAUUCAAUUCCCAUGCCCUCCAGGAACUUACACCAAUGCUACAGAUUUAAAACAAGCUGAGGAUUGCUUGCCAUGUCCACAGUCCUAUUCCUGUGGUUGGGGUACUGGUUUUCCAACAAUACCCUGGAUGCCAUGCCAAAUGGGUCAUUACUGUCCUGAAGGAACCUCAUCACCUACUAAAUACCAGUGUCCUGCAGGUACAUACACAAACAGUUCUUCUUUAUGGCAUCAAGAUCAGUGCACAAAUUGUGAGCCACGCUAUUACUGUUUGGGUGGAGAAUCAAGACCUCGUGGUCUUUGUCCACCUGGGUACUACUGCCCUGAGAAAACUAAAUUUGCCGAGGAGUAUCCAUGCCCCAAUACGACAUAUAAUCCAGAUUAUGGCUUGCACAAUAAAUCUCAAUGUAAACCUUGUACGCUUGGACAUUUUUGUGAAAAAGGAACUGUGAAACCUUACGAAUGCCCUCUUGGUACUUACAUGCCCAAUGGACAUAACGAAACAUCAUCAUCUGUUGUUGGGUCUCCUGCUGGAUACCAAGAUGACUGUCUAACAUGCACAGCUGGAUACUAUUGUUUGAAUGCUACUAUUUUACCUAAACCAUGUGGAAAAGGUUUAGUAACAACGCCUGGACAAUCUGUUUGCCAGCCUUGUCCAAAGGGAUACUAUUGUGAUAACAAAACCACAGCAGAAUCUGACAUGAAAGCUAAUAAGAAAUGUCCAGGUGGUAAAUACUGUUUUGGCAGCUUAACUGAUAUUUCAGAGGCUUCAGAUUGCAGUGAAGGACACUACUGUCCCAUCGGUACUGAAAGGCAAAUACCAUGUCCUGUUGGAACAUACAACCCUAACAAAAAUGGUGAUACAGUGAAUUCAUGUCUCCCAUGUACUGCGGGUUAUUACUGUGAAGACCAAACAGUAAAUCCUACAAAAAAAUGUUUGCCAGGAUAUUAUUGUCCUACAAACAUAACUUAUGGUGUUUCUGCAUUGCUCAUUGGUUCCUAUGGUGAAAAACAAGUUCCAUGUCCCGCACAAACUUACAGUAAUGUAAGUGGGACUAAAGACGUCAGUGAAUGCAAACCAUGUCCUAUUGGAUUUUAUUGUCCAGAAGGAACAGAUAAUCCAAAGAUAUGCCCAAGAGGUUCUUACUGCCAAGAUAAUUCCGCUGUCCCAACACCUUGUCCUAUUGGAACUUAUGGAGCCAGUGAACAGCUGCAUUAUCGUGAGAAUUGUACACUUUGUACAAGAGGAUGGUAUUGUGAUGCCCAAGGCUUGUCAACUCCAAGAGCUCAAUGUGACCCUGGUUACAUAUGUAUCUUAGGUGCAUAUACUAGUACACCCACAGAUAACAAAACUGGUAAUAUUUGUCCUGCUGGAGGCUUCUGUACUGCUGGAAGUUAUCAGUCAAAACCAUGUCCACCUACGACAUAUUCUAAUACUACAGGAGCUACAAAUGACAAAGACUGUCGUGAUUGUGACCCAGGUUACUAUUGUAUGAGUGCAAGAGGUCCAAGUCCUGAUGGGCCUUGCAAUCCAGGAUAUUAUUGUCAAAAGGGUGCUCGUUUGCCAAAUGAAACAGAAACAGAUCCAGGUUUUUAUGCUCCAAGGGGUUCCUCUGCACAACGACCUUGUCAAGUUGGAACGUUUCAACCUUAUAGAGGUCAAGGCAGUUGUAUGCCAUGUACAGCUGGUCAUUACUGUGAUACAACUGAAAUGAACUACACAAAACCUUGCCAACCUGGCUACUACUGUCCCGAAGGUAGUGAGGUGCAACAGUUUUGCCCAGCAGGAACUUACAAUAAUUUCACAAGGCAAAAUAGUUCUGAUGAUUGUACUGCAUGUCCUCCUGGCAAAUUUUGUGGAACAGCUUCUAGCAAACCAUCAGGUAAUUGCCAAGCUGGUUUUAUAUGUUUUGGAAGAGCAGAAUUUAAAAAUCCAACCAAAGGUGUAACAUGGGGUCGUGUUUGUUCUGCUGGGUUUUAUUGUCCUGAAGGUACUCAAGUGGAAAUACCAUGUCCUGAAGGAACAUAUCGAGGUGUCACUGGUGGAAAAGCGGAAACAGACUGCACCCAAUGUGAUGAUGGCAAAUAUUGUCAAGGUCUUAAUAACACAGCACCAAAUGGACUAUGCUCAGAGGGUUACUUUUGUAAACGUGGAAACAAACAAGCAAAGCCUAACAACUCAACUGAAGGAGGUCUCUGUCCAGCUGGAAGAGUAUGCCCAGAAGGCACAUCAAUUCCUGAACAAUGCCCAAAAGGUGAGUACUCCAACGGUGCAGGUGCAUCUAGCUGUCAAGUGUGUCCAGCAGGCUAUGAAUGCGUUAAUAGCCCAGCAUAUCCAACGCCUUGCCCAAGAGGCUACUAUUGUCAUGUUGGCAAUGAUAUCAGAUACCAUGGAGAUAAAAAACCAUGCCCAGUAGGGACAUAUGGAAAAACAGAUACAUUGAAGUCAAUAGAUGAAUGUUCAGACUGUCCACCAGGUAAGUUUUGUGACAGCGAAGGGCUGACGAAUUAUACUGGCUUGUGUGAUGCUGGUUACUGGUGCUACUCUAAAGCAGAAGCAUCUAGAUCUCUUGUUGAUAGCACAGGACUUUAUGGUAUUUGUCCAAAAGGAGGAUAUUAUUGUCCACAAGGUUCAAGCACACCACUACCCUGUUCACCUGGUCGAUACAGUAAUGAUAAAAGUCAUUUAAAAUCAAAUGAUGAGUGUGAUCUUUGUCCAGCUGGGGAGUAUUGUGCUUCUGGCAAUCAAUCAGCACCAACAGGUUUGUGUUCAGCUGGUUAUUAUUGUUUGAAAGGCUCUCCUGUUAAAGAACCAACAAAUGCUACAUUUGGUGGGAUAUGUGGACCAGGAACCUUUUGUAUUGCUGGUUCUAAAUGGCCCACACCGUGUGCCGCAGGAACAUUUAAUAAUAUGUCUGCACAAGAAAGCUGUAAGCCAUGUCCCAAAGGUUUCUACUGCCCAGCUAAUAGUACCAUACCUAUACCCUGUCCUGAAGGCUAUUUUUGUGAGCCAGAAGCAAAAUCUGGGAAUGCGAAUGCAUGUCCAGAGGGUACUUUUAGUAACUUACCAGAAAGAUCCUCAAGGAGUGAGUGCAUUGACUGCACACCUGGCUAUUACUGUCAUGGAGCAGGAAAAAGUAAUGUAACUGGUGAAUGUGAUGCUGGAUACUAUUGUAAGAAUGCAUCUGUGUCCCCACGCCCUGUCAUUUCAUCACAGGGAGGAGUAUGUCCUGAGGGUUCAUAUUGUCCUAAAAGAUCUUCAAAUCAUAUACUGUGUGAUCCUGGAAAGUAUUGUCCCACCCAAAUGCUUUCAUUGCCAUAUAAGAACUGCUCAGCUGGAUUUUAUUGUUGGCUUGGUGCAAAAUCCCCCCAACCUGAUGAUGACAUAACUGGAAAUCGCUGUCCGGAGGGAAGCUAUUGCCUUGCAGGCAGCCAAAAUUUCACAUUAUGUCCACCUGGUACCUAUUCAAAUACAACAAACAAUACUAUGCUAAGUGACUGCCAGGAUUGUCCAGCUGGUUAUUAUUGUGCUGGUUAUGGAAAUGCAAACCCUACUGAUAAGUGCAAUGCCAGAUAUUAUUGUCCGGGAAAGCAGUCACGUCCUGAUCCACCAAGUUAUGAAUGUGGUGCAGGACAUUUUUGUCCUCGUGGAUCACCAAAUGAGAAACCUUGUCCACCUGGUCAAUACCAAGAUCAAACAGGACAGUUGGAUUGCAAGAUAUGUCCUGCUGGAUUCUACUGUCCUCAUGGUGCCGUUACACACUACAACAGUACUUCUUGUCCUGCAGGAAUGUACUGUCCAAAUGGAACAGAGUUUGACGACCAGUAUAAAUGUCCUAUGGGAACGUUUAAUAACAAAACACAUUUAAAAAGUGCAGAAGAGUGUACACCAUGUCCUGGUGGGUACUAUUGUGAUGAGUUAGGUCAAACAACAUACCACAAAAAAUGUAGUGCAGGUUAUUACUGCAGGAGUGGUGCAACUGUAUCUACUCCUGAAAUAAUUAUACCAAUGGGUGUCUCAACAGUUGCAAAUCUUACCAAUUGUACCUGUCCAGAAUGUAUGUGUUCUGUGGGUGCUUUUAACAAAUCAAACGCAGGACCCUGCCCAAAAGGCUUUUAUUGUGUGGAGGGAACAGAUGAGCCAGAACCUUGUCCCCUUGGUACUUUUAAUAACAUUACUAAACGACAAUCAAAGGAACAUUGUUAUAAUUGUACUCAAGGAAUGUACUGUGGUGAAUUAAACAUGACUAAACCAAGUGGGUUAUGUUGGCCAGGAUAUUAUUGUCCGAUUGGUUCAUCAUUAGCCAAUGAAAUUCCAUGCCCAGAAGGAAAGUAUUGUGAGGAAGGAUCUUUCAACCCUGUAUUUUGUCCAAAUGGAACUUUUCGAAACCAAACAGAGGGAAAGAAUGUAUCAGAUUGUUGGUUAUGUACAGGUGGAAUGUAUUGCGAAGGAAAUGGCCUGAAGGUUCCGACUGGGAAUUGUGCACCUAGAUAUUACUGCCCACCUGGCCAGUCAGUAAGAGAACCUCCAGAAUAUCUUUGUAACAAGGGACACUUUUGUCCUGGUGGUACGGCUAACCAACUACCAUGUCCAAGCAACAAAAUGGCAAAUUAUGAUGGUGCUGAAGAAUGUGAUUUAUGUCCUGCAGGUUCUUACUGUUUGAUAUCUGGCGUGCCAGUUCCAUGUGAAGCCGGCUUUUAUUGCCCUGCUGGCACUGGUAGCGAUUUAAAACCAUGUCCACGUGGAACUUAUGGACCUGAGCGUAGUUACAGUCAAAUAUCAGACUGCAAGCCCUGUCCAGCUGGGAAAUAUUGUUUUUAUGAAAAUUCUACAACGUAUACUGGCUUGUGUGAUCCUGGACAUUGGUGUAGCUAUGGAAUCGAUCGCCCUAAACCCAUUGGUGUUAAUAUAACAGCAUCAAGUAACUCUACUAAUUCAAGUUGUUUCGAUGGGCGGGAAUCUGGUUAUGGUGGUCGUUGUCCUGUGGGCCAUUAUUGUCCUGCUGGAACAGAUUUUCCUAUGCCAUGCUCAAAUGGAUCUUAUGCUUCUAUCUCAGGAUUGGAUGAGUGCUUUCCAUGUAUGGAAGGUUAUUACUGUCCAUUUACUAAUAUGACAGAUUUUUAUGCAUACAAAUGCCCAGAAGGACAUUACUGUCCAAAUGGUACAGUUAUGGCAAGGCAAUACCCUUGUCCCGUUGGGAAAUAUUCUGCCACGAAAGGGAAUACAAAACCAGAGGAUUGUCAAUCUUGCCCACCAGGUCGAUAUUGUCCAAGAGAAGGAAUGGGAUAUCCAAAUGAAACUUGCAAUGAAAGAUAUUUUUGCCGGAGAAAUGCAAGAGUUGCUGAUCCAAAACAAGGAAACGAUGCUAAUAUAUGUCCAGUUGGUCAUUUUUGUCCAGCAGAAACUGGGGAGCCCCAGAGAUGUCCUGCAGGGACAUUUAACAAUCAAACAGGGCUUGCAUCAAGCUCAGAAUGUCAAAAGUGUACAGCUGGUCAAUUCUGUAGUUCAGCUGGUUUAAACCAGACCUCUGGUCCAUGCAGGGAAGGUUUUUAUUGUCCACCAGGGUCACUAUUGGAAACACAAAUUGAUUGCCCGGCAGGCUCUUAUUGUCCGCCAGGAUCUUUUGAACCAAAGCUGUGUGAAGCUGGAACCUUUCAACCAAAUUUAAACAGAUGGUUAAAGAGUCAAUGUCAAAAUUGCACGGAAGGCUUUUAUUGUGAAACUUCUGGACUGGCUAACUAUACAAAUGCUUGUCAAGCUGGUGCUUAUUGUCCGACUGGUAGUUCCGUUCCAGCACCUUUAACAUGCUCAUCUGGAUUUCAUUGUCCUGCUGGUAGCCAUAAACCAAAACCUUGUACUUCAGGAUUUUACACUAAUGCAACAGGUCAAUCAAUUUGUGAUGUUUGCCCAGCUGGAUUUUACUGUGUGCCUUUGAUAUGGAGAGAAAAUAUGUUUGCUAAUGAAUCUAUUGGUUAUAAAAAGUGUCCGCAUGGUCAUUACUGCCCACAACAAACAGGAUCCAAUUGGAAACCAUGCCCUGCGGGUACUUUUUCCAAUCAGUCUGGUCUCCAUGAGGUGGCUCAGUGUGUUGCAUGUCCUGGGGGGCAAUUUUGUGCUGGUGAUAUUUUAACUCGUCCAAGUGGAGAGUGCAGUGCUGGAUAUUAUUGUACUAUAGGCGUAUCGUUAAAAACACCGUUUGUUGACUCGUACAAUUCAACUAACGACACAUGCAGAUAUGGUCUACUGCUUGGAAGUACAUUCAAAGGGAUUGGAGAUGUUUGUCCUAAAGGUCAUUUCUGUAAGGCAGGUGUUUCCAAACCUACACCAUGUCCUGCUGGCUUAUUUAACAAUAAAACAGGGAGAUCAACAUGUGAAGUUUGUCCAGCUGGAUAUUUCUGUCCCAUUGGAACCGUGUCAUACCAUAACCUUACUUGUCCAAGUGGUUACUACUGUGAAAGAAAUACAACUCACCAGUAUCAGUGCCCAUGUUACAAUGGCACUUUCAAUAAUCUUACCAUGCAAAAAGAUAGUUCUGCUUGUAAACUGUGUACUAAGGGUUACUAUUGUGAAGGAGAAGGAUUGACAAAUCCAACAGGAGUAUGUGCAGCUGGUUGGUAUUGCAAUGAAGGGUCAGCUUCUAAAAAGCCAUCUGUAAGAGGUGGCAGAUGUAAACCAGGCUAUUAUUGUCCAAAUGGAUCAUAUGCUCCAACUCCUUGUGAUAUAGGAACUUAUUGCGAUCAGUAUGAACUUGAACGUCCUGCGGGAUUGUGCUCACCUGGGUUCCAUUGUGGACACAAUUCAACAAGACCUGACCCACCUGAAGGUCGGUGUCAAGCAGGACGAUAUUGUCCAGAAGGAAAUUUAUCUCCUAGAUUGUGUGAUAUUGGAACUUAUUUGGACACCAUGGAAGCUCAUAAUAAAUCUCAGUGUAAACCCUGCACAGCUGGACAAUUUUGUAAUGAAACUGGCCUACCAAAUCCAGCUGGUUACUGUCUACCAGGAUAUUACUGCCCACCUGGCCAGUCUUCAGCAAGAGCAUAUUCCUGUGAUAAGGGGUAUUAUUGUGUGGGUAAGAAAGGAUUUCAGGAGCCUUGUGCUUCAGGAUACUAUCAAGAUCAAAUGGAGAAAACUGACUGUAAGCCAUGUGUUAAACGAUAUUAUUGUAAUGCUACUUUUGGUCCAGUUGUCAACUAUACAAAAAAUAUUUGUCCUGAGGGUUAUUACUGUCCUUCAAAUACCGAGUUUGCUGAGCAAUACCCAUGUGAUAUAGGAACAUUUAAUAACAUAACUGGUAGAGCAAAUCAGAGUGAAUGUAGUUUUUGCCUGGGUGGUUUUUAUUGUGGUAGACCAGGGCUUACUUAUCCAGAUACUCCAUGCGAUGCUGGCUAUUUUUGCAAAUCUGGUGCAAAAUCUGCAACGCCAAUAGAAGGUAGUAAUGCUAAUGUUUGCCCUCUUGGCCAUUAUUGCCCAAUACAGACAGCUGAGCCAAGGAAAUGCCCGCAAGGGUUCCUUGGUCAAGUAGAGAAAUUAAAGUCAUCAAGUGAGUGUGUGAAGUGCCCUUCUGGUAAAUUCUGCGAUCAACCUGGAAUGGCUAAUUACACUGGCCUUUGUCAGAAAGGUUUUUACUGUCCGAAUGGCUCAAUAUCAGCCAAGCAAAUCGUAUGUCCGCCUGGGUCAUAUUGUCCUGAAGGGUGUGCAGAACCAAAACAAUGUCCACCAAAGACCUUUUCAAAUACUACCCAGUUACAUGAUGUGACGCAGUGCACAAGCUGUCUAGCAGGUUCUUACUGUAAGGAGUCAGGAUUGACUGCUCCUUCUGGACUGUGCAAACAAGGUUUUUAUUGCCCAAAUGGAAGCGAAGUAGAAAAUGCUGUUGAAUGUCCCAUUGGGGUUCAAUGUCCGACAGGAAGUAAAACACCAAGGGAAUGUCCUUCCGGUUUUUAUACCAACACAACACGACAAUCUUCAUGUACACCAUGCCCAGCUAGUUAUUACUGUACUCCAGUAAAUCUUACAAAAUCAGGCCCAUACAGUGGUUAUAAGCCUUGUCCUCGUGGAUUUUAUUGUCCACUUCAAACUGGCCUAAAUUGGAAGCCUUGCCCACCAGGUACUUACAGCAAUAAGACAGGUUUGGCAAACAUAGAACAGUGUACAGAUUGUGAGCCUGGGAAAUAUUGCGCACUCUACAAUGCAACAAGUUACACUGGCAUAUGUGCUGGUGGCCAUUAUUGUACCUCUGGCGUUGAUCGUUUAAAUCCAGUGGAGAAUGAGACUAUCACUGAUGGAAAUUGCACACGUUUAGGUCGUCACAAAGGUAAAGGUGGUUUAUGCCCAGUGGGGAGUUACUGCCAAGAAGGAGUUUCUUUACCUGUUUUCUGCCCAGCUGGUAGUUAUCAAGAUAAACCUGGCCAAACUUUUUGUAAUGAUUGCCCACCUGGUUAUUACUGUCUGGCAAACUCUACUGAUUACGUCAGCACAGAAUGCCCUGAAGGUAGCUAUUGUCUUUUAAACACGACACGUCCAUCAGAAUAUCAAUGUUGGCCUGGAACGUACAACCAAUUUAAAAAACAAACAAAUAGCUCAGCUUGUUUGCCAUGCUCGGGUGGUAUGUAUUGUCCUGGUUAUGGAAACAUAAUUUCUUAUGCAAACUGUAGUGGCGGUUAUUAUUGUCCUAGUGGCGCCAUGAAUGCUACGACUUUUAUAUGUCCAAUUGGUCAUUUUUGUCCAAAUGGAAGUAUAGAAGCAACACCGUGUACAAAGGGACAUUACUGCGACAGACAAGGACUUAUAAAACCGACUUUCAAAUGUAAAGAAGGAUUCUAUUGUACUUUAAGAGCAAGUCAAUAUAACCCAACAGAUAAUAUAACUGGCAAUGAAUGUCCAAAAGGAACGUAUUGUCCACUGGGUUCGUCUAGUCCAAGUUUAUGUCCUGUUGGUACAUUCUUAAACACAACCAGAAAUGUGAACGAAACAAAUUGUCAAGAUUGCACGUCAGGCUGGUACUGUGGAAAAAAUGGACUACAUACUCCUACAGCUCCUUGUAUGCAAGGAUAUUAUUGUACUGGUCGUGCUGAGAAUAGCACACAGUUUCAGUGUAGUCCAGGUUAUCGCUGCCCAACACAAAGUUCAAAUCAAAUACCUUGCGAUGCCGGCACGUAUCAAGACCAGCCUGGACAAUGGGAAUGCAAAGUUUGCCCUGCAGGCUACUUUUGUAACAAUACAUUUGGACCAGUUGAUAAUUACAAUCUGUUUGAAUGCCCAAGAGGUUAUUACUGUCCAAGCAACACUAAAUAUUCCACCCAGCACCCAUGUCCACCAGGAACACAUCAAAAUCUAACGAAAAGAGUCUCACCAUCUGAUUGUCUACCGUGUCCAGCAAAGUUUGCAUGUGAUGCCCUAGGAAUUAUUUACCCAACGAAGCUGUGUUCUGCUGGAUAUUUUUGCAAAUAUGGUUCAAAUUCAACCACGCCUUCAUUAGGUUCGAAUGCAAAUGAAUGUCCUCCAGGAAGAUACUGUAGAGAAGGUACUGAUAAUCCAACCGAAUGCCCUCUUGGUACAUUCCGUAAUACAACUCUUGGUGAAUCAGAAAAUGACUGUCAAAACUGCACAGGAGGAUGGUUUUGUAAUGAGACUGGUCUCACUAGCCCAGUCGGUAGAUGUAAUCCUGGUUAUUACUGCCCUCUCAGAUCAUCAAGUCCAAGUCAGGUCGUAUGUCCACCGGGUUAUUUCUGUGAAUUAGGUACUGAAGUGCCUUCAGAGUGUCCACGUGGAAGGAUGUCGAAUGGCACAAGGUUGAGCAAAGCUUCGGAAUGUCCGUUAUGCCCAGGGGGAUAUUACUGUGCCACUCCUAAAUUAACUUCUCCAACUGAUGUCUGCAAUGCAGGCUAUUAUUGUCCUAAUGGAAGCGUAAGCAGCCAAGAGAAACCAUGCUUGUCAGCAAUGUACUGUCCAACUGGUAGUUCUGAACCAAGAUAUUGUGAAGAUGGAAAUUAUACUGCCUGGGAAAUGGCACAUUCUUGCAUAACAUGCCCAAAAGGAUAUUACUGUGUGGCAGAUACUGUUAUACCAGGUGUUAACAACUCAGGAAUCCAUAAGUGUCCUGAAGGAUUUUAUUGUCCUACUGGUACUGGAAGAGAGUGGAAACCAUGUCCACUUGGAACGUACGGUGUUGGACUUGGAUUAGAAGAAGAAAGAGAUUGUACACCAUGUGAUGAGGGGAUGUACUGUAGAGAGUUGAACUCGACUGUGCCAAGUGGAAACUGCUCACAAGGAUAUUAUUGUGUUUCUGGUGUUGAUACUCCUUCCCCACAGCUAACAAAUCUUACUCAUUGCCCAUCAACAUAUGUUCACAUGAGUGUCGGAGGAAAAUGUCCACCUGGUUUUUAUUGUCAAGAAGGAAGUAAAACAUACACAGCUUGUGAACCAGGAACAUAUGCAUCAGAUGCUGGCAACUACCAAUGCUCACCAUGUCCUGCUGGGUUUUACUGUCCAAAACAAACCUCAAACUACACUGAUAAUAUAUGUCCCCCUGGUCACUAUUGUCCACUUGGUACGAAAACACCAACUGACAAACCUUGUGCUCCUGGUACAUUUAAUCCAUUACCAGGGGGUAAGAAUGCAUCUUAUUGUCUUAGCUGUACUCCUGGAUACUACUGUGAAGGACAUGGCAGCAGGAACACAACAAACCUUUGUGAUGCAGGAUAUUAUUGUCCAGGUGGUAACGGCAAUAAACGACCUGUCAGUCAUCAAUGUCAGCCUAGGUAUUAUUGUCCAGUUGGAUCUUCAGGAAUGAAACCAUGUCUGGGAGGACAUUAUUGUCUAACAUCAAGAUUGAAAUUUCCAACUGGUCCAUGUAAACCUGGUUAUUAUUGUCCGAAUGGUUCGCUGACUGAAACAGAAAUUAAAUGUCCUCCAGGACAUUAUUGUAAGAAUGCUUCAGCUAGCCCAUCCACAUGUCCAAGUGGCAAAUAUCUGCCUUCCGAAGGUGAAAGUGACGCAGGUGCAUGCCUCAAUUGCACUGCAGGCUAUUACUGCAACACAACUGGCUUGCACAGGGAAACUGGUCUCUGCAGUCCUGGUUAUUAUUGUCCUGGUGGUCAAAAGGUAAAAACACCAACUGAUUAUAUCUGCCCCAAAGGACACUAUUGCAAAGCCGGUUAUCAUGCUCCCCAAAGAUGUGAGAAUGGAACAUACCAAGAAAAUACAGGAAGUUCAUCCUGUGAUGUUUGUUUGCAAGGUUAUUAUUGUGACAACACUGCAGCACCUGUGGAUUCUUUGGUUGGCCGAGAAUGUAUUCCAGGUUAUUUCUGUCCACCUGGUACGCGAUAUGCUAAUGAACAUGGUUGUUUACCUGGAACAUGGUCAAAUAGAACUGGACUAAACCAUUCCUCAGAAUGUGAUCCUUGUCCACCUAAAUAUUACUGUCAGCAAGUAGGCUUAUCUGAACCUGAAAAUCUCUGUCUGGAGGGAAACUUUUGUAAUGGUAGCGCUACAGUGCCAGGUCAACAUAUUUGCCCCAUAGGCCAUUAUUGUCCUACUGGUUCUGAUAAACCAACAGUCUGUCCAAGAGGUUACUUUUCAAAGACUAAGGGGAAUGCGAAUUUCUCUAGUUGCAAAGCAUGUAGCCGUGGUAAAUGGUGUGACCCUAACGCAGGAGCUAUAGUGACUGAACGUGAUUGUUAUGGUGGUUAUCUUUGUGUCUCAGGAGCAAUAACACCAACGCCCUCUAACAUGACUGAUGGAGGUCGUUUAUGUUCUAUCGGGCAUUACUGUCCCAAUGGCACUGUUGUUGAAAAACAAUGUGAACCAGGCACUUAUGCACCAACUGAAGGUCAUAGUACUUGCAGGUCAUGUCCUGCUGGUUUCAGAUGUCCAGGAUUCGCUACCUCUGUACCGGUGGCCUGUCCUUCUGGGUACUAUUGUAAAAAUGGAACAAAAGAUACAGGUGUAGCUUGUGAUAAAGGAACAUUUAAUUCGUACGAAAACCAAACUUCCAUCGCAUCUUGUUUUCCUUGCCCAGCUGGUAAAUAUUGUGCCAAUGCUGGACAACAUUCUCCAACUGCAGAUUGUUAUGGUGGGUACCUAUGUACAUCUGGUGCACAGGUUCCUGAUCCAGUGUUAUGUCCAAUCGGGAAGUAUUGUGAAAAUGGCACAUUAAAUGCCACCGAUUGUCCUGCAGGAACAUUGAGGGCGUAUCCAGGAGCAAAGUCCAUCGACGAUUGCCAACCAUGCGAUCCAGGAAAAUUUUGUGAUCGACCUGGUUUAUCAACUCCCUCUGGUAACUGCGACAAAGGCUUUUACUGUCCAGAUUUUGCUAAAAUUGAUCUAAAACAACCAACUUCAUAUGCAUGUCCGCGUGGAUUUUAUUGCGAUGUAGGCACGUCAGUACCCCGAGGUUGUUUACCUGGAUCUUACCAACCAGCUAAAGGAUCUUGGGAUUGUUUACCUUGCCCUGCUGGAAGAUUCUGUCCAGGAAAUACAUCAGAUGCUCAACCUUGUCCACCAUAUCAUUUUUGUCCUAAUGAUACAGUUGCUCCACCGACAUGUCCAAAUGGAACGUAUACAAUGGAUAACAUCACCGGUCUGGCAUCCAGUGAUGAGUGUAAUCCUUGUCCAGCUGGCUUGUUUUGUCAAAAUGGUAGACCAGCUGCGAAUUGUAGUGGUGGAUAUUUGUGUUUAACAGGAAGCAUGGUUCCUAAUCCAACUGACGGUAUACAGGGUAUUAUUUGUCCUGUCGGUUAUUACUGUCCACCAGGAACUAAAGAGAAGUUGCAAUGUGAAAAAGGAAAAGUGAUUGUCCGGGAAGGUAGUUCUAGUGAUAAAGACUGUCAGCGUUGCCCUGCUGGUUUUAUUUGCACCACAGAUAGCACUGUACCUCAACCAUGUGAGAGAGGUUAUUACUGUCCAUUUAACAUCACAAGAAAACCAUGUCGCAAUGGUACAUAUAACAACGUAACAAAAGCUACAGAUGAGUCUUUCUGUAAAUCGUGUCCUGCAGGCUAUUGGUGCAAAGAAACAGGCACUGCUGACUACACCCAAAUUUCAUGCCCUGUCGGCUAUUAUUGCAAUGAAGGUGUUAUUCAGCCCCAACCUUGUCCGCCAGGAACCUUCAGAAACUACACCGGAGCUGAGAAUGUUAAACAGUGUGAUAAAUGCCCUGCUGGACACUACUGUCCACUAAAUGGUUCAGCAAUAUCGAUUCCAUGUACGAAUGGCACUUACUGUCCUAAUGGAACUAUCCAUCCUGAAUGGUGUGAAGCUGGUUUUUAUUGUCCUGGUGCAGAAGCCAAAAUACCAUGUCCCAGUGGUUUCUACUGUCCAAAUAAAACAGCUAAUCGUAUUCCAUGUCCUCCUGGACAUUACUGUCCAGGAAAUGAUAACUGUACAUUGACAAGUGGGGGAGCAAUAUCACCAACAAUUUGUCCUUUAGGCUAUCAAGAAAGUCCUGGAACUCUUCGACACUCGAUGGAAGAUACAUGUGUACAAUGUCCACCAGGAACGUUUGGAGCUGCUGUUGACAGAACCAUUUGCAUCAAAUGUAGAGCAGGAGUUAUAUGUGAAACUGGUGCCACCACCGAUAAUCCUCUUGGGAACAAUACCAAAUAUGGAGUUAAUUACACCAAUUCAUACCCAUGCCCCAUUGGUUACUAUUGUUUAUCUGGAGAUAAGAUACCACGACCCUGUCCAAAUGGUACAUAUAACAACGUAGAAUUUGCAUCUGAGAUAUCCAACUGUACUUUGUGUCCUGUUAAUCAUUUCAAUCACCGACUGGCACAAGCUGAAUGUCUCCACUGUGGUGGACAGUCAAAGCAACCCUUCCCAGGACAAGACAAGUGUCAAUGUAAUGGUAACCACAGAGUAUUUAUGCCAAGUGACAAGACAUGUCUGUGCGAAAAAGGUUACAAGGUCUUUGAAGGACGCGAACAAGACUGUGCACAGAAUCUGUACGAUAUCUGUUCAGAGGGACAGUGGAGAAGUCAAAAUGGCGCUUGUUUAAAUCAGCAACAAUGGCAAACAGCGUGUACAGAGGUAUGUGAGGAAGGUAAAUAUGUCGGUUUCGAUCGCGAGCUCGGUUUAUGUUUGUGUAAAGUUGAUGAUUUGGAGAAAAUAUGUAAUCGUGAAUGUCGCAUCCGACAAAAAAGGAUUAUGCAGUAUGUCUGUACGGAUCCAGUCACGAUAAGAAUAACAAGAACUGAUCGCUCAGUGGUUAACAUGUUAUAUUCCGACUUACUUAACAUACCCAACUUUCGUGAAGCUUUCUCGAAAGAUAAGUGUGAGAAAUUAGACGGCAAAGCUUAUCCGUUCUACAUGGUGCAAGUUGGAGUGAAAGGAUUCACUGGAGCUUACGACCCUCCACCUGACGUGAUAGUAGAAAUGUUUCAACGAAAUGCUGUGAAUGCUUCUGCAUCAUUCCCUUCAUCACCAUCACGCAGGCGGAGAAACCUACUUGCUGUUUCCGUCACCAAUCCAGACAUCAGCGGUAUCACCAGCCCAACCACUUGUUUACGUUUCAACGAAGCCAUGUUGUUUAGCGUCACAAAUGAUUUUUACCCGCAAUAUGACGAGACGAAUUUGUACAAUACGAACCCUGAUUUUGACUUUGGUGCGUUUAAAGACCUUGCGGAGAGGCACAGGUUAAUGGAGACAAAUUCCACCUUGUUUGCUUUCAGGUUUCAAGCAGCAGGCGUUUACGCGUUUAAAAUGAGCUCUUCCGGAAGUCAAAGAAUGUAUGUACGUGUCAUGGCUCCUGGUGCACAGUGUGGUGAAGAUGGUCCCUUCUUCGCGACCACUCCACGUUCAGUUAUUCAAAAUGGUAUCGCUAUAGACUCCAGUAUAUUAAUCACUCCUGAUUGGUUGUUAAUUGGUCUCAUGUUGGCCUGCUUCUUUGUACUGGUGUUAGUUCUUGUCUUAGCACUGUUCAUGUUCCGUACUCAUGGAUGGCGUAAAUCAUUAUACCAAAACCCAAGAUAUAGACAAGCAACACAGCUGUAUGAUUUUGAUGACUAUUCAUCUAAAGGCUCAGCUGUCCACCCGCUUAAGAAAUAUCACCGCACUAAAAUGGUGAUGGAGCAGUUAGAGAAACCGCCUGGCAAAUCUGAGGGUCAAGGUCAAAUGGUGGCUAUCGAUGCAGCUGGUGUAAAAGGCGAUGAGUUCUGGGAUUAUGACCAGCAGGCAGACUUGGAAGCGUUUAGCACGAAAGAUUUCUACUCAACGCUUGCUAAACAAACAAGUGAAAUUACAGCCGCUCUUGCUAGACAAAAAGAUCAAGUCAAACAACUCUACAACAAAAUAACGGGUCAAGCUGAAUCUCUAAAAGGAUUGUGGGUUGCGAAGCUUAACUUGAAAGGACGAAGCGCACUUGCUACGACUGAAGACUUGCAAUUGUACGAAAGAAACAAGGCUGAACUUGAAGAGGAAAUUGAAAGGAGAAAAGAACUCGGCUUCAACUUCCAGCAGAUACUAAGACAACAAAACGAAAUAUUUGUCAACGAUGAAGACGAGCGCGAGAAACAUCAAGUUGCAUUUAUGGCUAUUGCUCGAGAGAUCACUCGCCUUUUAAAAGAAUAUGCUGAAUUUGAUAAAACGAAUGUCAAUGAGGCUGGAACGAGAGAUUACGAAACUGAAUUUGACGAAAAUCUACAACAUAAAGUUGGUAGUCGUGUGGAAAUGCUCAUCCACAAGCUAACAGCAGAGCUUACCAGUGAAGCGCAACGUCGUGGAGCACUUGGUAUAAUCGGCCAACAAACUGGUGCGGUAAUGUUGAUGAAAGACGGUACCGCUGUUCAGCGAGAACAGAUACUAAAUGCUGAUGGUUCAGUCACUGAUAGCAAUUUGGUCACCUUUGAUCAAAAGACAGGUCUUCUUAUGCCGAACAAUCAAGAAGUUAGUAUGCUGUUACCAGAUGGUGUGACCACGGUCGAUGUACCUAAAGGGUUUUUCGUGCAUCCCGUUACAUGCAGGUUGAUGCCAAUAGAAGGUAAUGUUGCUUUUGAUCCAGUGGCAUCCCGGCUAGUGUUUACUACUGACAGUCCAAAUGGAGAAGCAUCCAAUUCACAUGAUAGGUUAAUACCGUACAUACCGUAUCCUACAAAUCCUGAAACAGGUCAACCAACCAAAACAAAUUUUAGUCCAUUGGAGAAGAAGAGUGAUAUGACUUUCAAUGGUCCUAUGGUCGAUUCGAAGACAGGACAGACAGUACCUAUUCUUGGAAUGACUAUUCACCCGACAACAGGAAACGCCUACCCUGUGGGAGGUACUCAUCAAGAUCCUGUUACAUCACUUCCCAUACCAAUCGAGUUAGGCUCUAUAUUUGUCGAUCGCGUUGUCAAUCAACCGGUGCCCAUCAUGACGGUGACGAUAGACGAAAUGACAGGAGAUGCUAUCCCUGUCGGUGGCAUGACGUUAGAUGAACCUUCGUCACCAGUUCUAUUGUAUGACAAAUUUACUGAGAUGCUGUCUAAGAAAAACAUGAAAGUGACCAGUGUCCGCUUGGCUGACUCAGCAGAAUGGGAAGUUGAAAGACUCAAUGGUGGAGAGCGUGCGCUAAUGGAUGUCAAUGAAUUGUAUCACGAAACUCGAUUAAUAGACGCUUUGCACGAUUUGAAAGAUGCACUGACUGGUGUAAACAAGUCAAGUGGUCGUCAUGAACAGAACAUCCUCGAGACAGCAUUAAAAGACUUACACAAAGCACGUUCCAGAGUAAGAACAGUCUUACUUCGUGAUGGACAUGAUCUUGUGAGAAGACUAGAACGCGCUUCUCUAUUAUCAGAGACAGGUGGUAGUCCCGGUAUGUACGAAUUCAUUCUGACUGGUCAACUCCUUCCUAUCAUAGUGGGUGCCAACAUGAAGGAUCCGUCUGGAUCUGGUCUGGAUGUACCCAUACUUGGAGUUGAUCGCAACAAAGAGACUGGUAACUGGAUACCAUUAGGAGGGUCAGUGGAAGACCCAUUAGGCGAUGGGUUGGUACCUAUUGUCCUUGGAGAAAAGGUGGUGGACCCAAUCUCUCAAAAACGAACUUAUUGCGUCGGUGUAAAAUAUAACCACGAGAUCGGAAUCACUGAACCAGUGACUUCAUCUGGCAAAAAUAAAAAGAAGCGAAAGCCACCAUUUGGUUCAGUGCAAUUACUAGAGGAAGAAAUAGCUGGUCGUCGAAGUUAUUGGAGACGACAACGAAAGCGUGAGGAGGAAUUGUCUGCACUUGAAGGUGUGGUUGGUAAACAGCUGAUGGAGAAUGAGUAUGUGACAGCGGAGUCGAUCAGGAUGAAGUUGGAUAUAAUCGCAGAAAAUACGUCUACCUUAUCCGACGCACACCGUCGCGAAAUGCAACGCCGCGCUGACGCAGCGAUCGACCACGCGUCUGCACUUCCACCAGAGGUGGUGUCCGUACUCACACAAUGCGAUAGCUUGGAGAGGCAGCGCGAAGAACUUCAUCAACAGUCGCACGGAAAACUGCUAGAAGUGAUUGAACGAUUUUUCAGCAAACUUGAAGCCGAAGAAAAGAAAUACCGAACUCGAAUGGACGAGUUAGAAGGCGCAAUGAAUCCAGAUGCAGAGGAAGCAGUUUCUGAACGUUUCCAAAACGCAAAGGCUCGUUUACGAAACGAAUUACACGACCACUUGCAGAGUCGCAUCGAAACGCUGGACGAACAACACGAAUCGCUCGAAUACAUUCGAGAGAAAGCCGAACUGUGUGCAGCUGAAGCCAAGGCCAUCUUAAAUAACACUGAGUUCCACGCUGGUGAUUAUGAUGCGUUAAUACCUGGUGUAUAUGGAGAACCUAACCUUUCUUCAGACGAAUCUAGCAGAGAGAUCAUUCCUCUACUGCAACGUCUUAUCAAGGUCAUUGAAGAAUCUGGUCCCUUACCGGAAUGGGCAGGCGCAAUGCAACAGGCCCUCGGUGGAUCACAAGGUAUGCCGGGUGCUGUGCAAUUCGGAGGUGGAACCUUUGCAAGUGAUCCAGCGCAGAGGGUAGGAAUUCCUGGUGAGCGAAGACAAGCUAUGUUUAUGCAAGGACUCGGUGGAGGAGUUCAGAAUGCACCUGCGGGAUAUACAGGAGGGGUUCCUGGCAUAAACAUUUCUGGUGCAGGGCCUGGCAUGAACAUGUCCGAAACAUCAUUAAAAGAUGGUGCUCCGUCUGCAGCUAUAUAUGAAAGUGAUGUCUUUACUCCAGCACCUUUGCAGUCUCGUGCUUCGCUCUCCGCUGAGGAGAUUCUCGCUCGAGUCGAAGUUGCUAAAUUAGGUGAAGCGAGCAGUGGAGGAGCGAUUGAUAUAAAAGACGUCAUCAACGCAGGAGAGUUAACUGAUGAAAAACGAAAAGAAAUUGCUAAAGCGUUGGUUGAAAAGCAUAUGAUCGAGUCUGUGGAUUUGGAAAAUCAACUCCGUGAAAAUGAGAUCAAUGAGAUCAAUUUCAUUCUUCAAGACAUUGAUGCGAAAAAGAAACAGGCUAUCCUCGAAAUUCAACAAGAACUGAAGGAAAAACUUGAAGGAGUCACUGACGAAGCAGAGCGCGAAAAAAUUAUUAUGGAGCAUGCCCAGAAGAUGGAAGAAGUCUCGGACAAAUUCGCACAGCUUAAAGAGAGACGAUUGAAAGCAAUGCGAAAUAAAUUGAAGAAAGAUAGACUAAAGCGGAAGGAGUCAUUGUACAGGAAACACAUGGAAGAAGCGCGAAAUGCAGGAGUAGCGGAGAUCAUUGAUCACAAACUACCUACUGAGGAUGAGAUUGAUCGAGACAUGCAGUUGUUAGCCAAACAGCAAGAGAAGCUUCUAAACGAAUUGAAAAAGGCUUACGAAGAAGAAGCUGAGAAAUCGAGGCAAGACAUGGAAGAUGGUAAACAAAGAGAAAUGGAGGAGCGACUGCGUUCCAUGAAUUUGAAAUUUUCGCCAGAAGAGGAAGAAGAGUUAGAACGAUUAAAAGCAGAUCGAGAUCGCGACAACAAGUUACGUCAAAUGAUGAAAGAUAGAUUGAAAUCCCGACGUGGUCAACGCAAACGCCGCCCGUCGGUUUUACCCGAUAAUCUGACGCCGGAAGAGAAAGCGAAUGUGCUUGCUGCUUUAGCCGCCGAGGAUGAAGCUGACAUUGAAUCUGAGACGGCAGCUAUUUUGGCAGCACUUGGUGAAUUGUCGGAUAACAAUAUCGAUAAUCGGGAAAAGAAACUAUUAAACGUAUUGUUGACAAAGAACGAAUUAUCCGACGAAGAUAAAAACGCGUUGGUUGAGAAAUUCAUGGCACAACAAAGAGAAGCAGACGAGAAAUACAACGAGAUGAAAGAGUACAGUCAAGCUGCUUUAAAAGCUAAGCUAGAAGCCAGGAGGAAACUGCGAGAAGAAAAGAAUAAAGAAGAUGCUAUGAGAAAGGAAAUGGACGGCUUGUCAGGAAAGAGGAACCAAAUGUUGCACGGCGAAGCGACAGCCAGCGAUGUAGCCGACAUCACUGGCGUUGCUUUGACCCCUGAGCAACUAGCAGCACAGGAAGCCCUCAUGGCGAAACAGGAAGAAAAACAAGCGCGCUUGUUACUCGACCAAUACAAUGAAAACAAAGAAAUUGAAGACGAGCUUCAGUCACAGGAACAAAUGGCUAAACAACAUAUCUCUGAACAACUUGAUGAACAAAAGAGAAAGGCUCUAGAAGCUCAACGCGAAAAACUUCAAGCCGAGCUUGAAGCUAAAAAGAAAGACCUGUCUGAUGAUCAAAUGAAACUUCUCAUUGACGAGCACAAUCAACAACUCGAGUUUCUUGAACGUAACAUGGACGCCGAGAAGCAGCGCCAGGUCUUGUCGCUAGCUGAUAAGAUCGCCGAAAAAAAACGCAAACGCGCGGAAGCUCUCGCGAAACGCCAUAACGCCGACAACAAACAGGAAUUGUUGAAAGAAAGAAAAGAGAGGAAUCAAUUACUUGAUGAACAGUUGCGAGAAAAUGAGAACAAGAUGUUAGCUGAGAAAGUUGCGGAAGGCGAUCCAGAAACAGCAGAGAAUAUCGUGUUUGCUGCACUUCAACAGCGUCACAUACGUGAAAGAAUUGAAAUGGAAGAGCUGUUCAGAAACGAGGCGGAAGCUGCUAGAGCUUACGCGAAAGCCCAAGUGGAUGAAGAGAGACAAAAUGAAAAGGAGAAAUUAACAGCCCGACAAGAUAAGGAGUUCAUGGAAAUGAUAAGUAAAUCAGGAAACCUGGAUAGUGCCGAUCUCACUCAAAAGAAAGCUGAGUUGAAGUUGAAGCACAAGAAACAACUUGCACAGUUCGACAAAGAAACGGAAGAGAUGCUUGUAGCCGCUGACGUUGAUGCUAUCCCGUCUCUUGAAGUGAAACACGCGCACCAACGAUUGGAAUUGCGUGAAAGACAACUGAACGAAUUGGCGGGAUCGAUGAAAAAUCUGAUUAGCAAAGACGAUUUAAUUCAACAGUACGCUGAACAAGCGGAAAAGGCUACAGCCGCGGCGAAUGAUUUCCGUCAACGAACCAUGUUCGAUAUGGCGCAGAAGAUUGAGGAUAUCAAAAACGCGCGGAAGGCGAAGGAUGACGAGCAACGUAUCGCAAUGGAAGAAGAAGUAAGAAAGUUAGAAGAACAACUUGAACGCGAAAGGGAAGCUGAAGCUUUGAGAGAAGCCGAAAAAGAAGCAGACUUAGAUUCGGAUAGAAAAAGAAGAAAACAAGAAAAGGAUGAAGCUGAAAAGUUGGCCAUUCUUCAAAAAGAAGUCGGUGACACCGAGAAGGAGCGUCUAAUGAAAGAGCAUCAAGACAACAUGGCGAAGUUCGAAGACAACUUGAAGAAAGAGCAGAAUCGCACUAAAGAAAUGUUACGCAAGAAACUCGAAGAGAGAAGAAAGAAGAAGAAGAGUUUAGAGAUGGGCAAGAUCAGGGACGACUUUCAAGAAGAGGUUAAAGAAGCAGCACAAGAGGAGAGAGAAAGGUUAGCUGCGCUUCAGAAGGAAGGUGCCAAGGUGCUAGCUUCUGCUACUCCUUCACUGGGUGCAAAACAGAUCAGAGAAAAAGAAGAAGCUCCAGAGCAAGAUGCGUUACAGCAGUCCAAAGCUCCUAUGCAAUCGGUAUUUACUGACUCAGCUGCCGGCAUGCCUGUAGCAGCCAUGUCUGAUCAAGACUGGAUGAGAGUAUUGGCGGGCUCACCGUUAUUUAAAGCAGUUAAUGACAUCGAAGAAAUGAUUAAAGAUGGAGUCGGUCCACAAGGUGUGAUUGGUGCAAAGGGAAGGCCCUAUAUUGAUAUUAAGGAUGCGCAAUGGACGUGUCAAGGUGAUUUAACACCUGUUGACAUCAACGAAUUGAACCCUAUGCAGUUCGUCGUGUAUCGCUUUGGUGUUUUCAUAACGCAACUCCUUCAAGACAUCAUGGACGUUCCCGAAGUUACUCUACUUGUUGCGUCGAGUUUACCACCAAAUAAUUACUCGAAAAACGCUUUCCGAAACUCGUUCUUUUACGAGCGUUCUCGUCGAAUUUUGUUCGUACGACAGGAGCGCAUGGACAGUGUCGGGGAUUUUGUUGUUCUUCUGAUGCAUUGCUUAGCACACAUCAAAGUGGACGAUCUUGCAGAUGACAAUAACGUUCUCUUUUUGAGAGAAUUUUACAAGGCUAUGCGUGUCUGCUGUCAAGACAUGUUCUUCUCCCGUUCACGUUCCACGCCCACCACCGCCCUCUUGACAGAUAUUCCUUCACAAAACAGAAUGCUGGGAACACCUUUAGAACAAGCUUUCAAAGUGAUGAAGAAACCGUCGCAUAAAUUGAACGUAGUAAAAGAGUUGGUUGAUGUUAAAGUGAACGAUCCCGUUUCACAAGAUUUUACGAGCGAGGGUGUUACUGAGCGCAUCUCCAAAUACAACACUUUCGUUGAUAACGCUAAGCUACGCGCUUACCUGCGUUCAGUCGGGGCGAUUGACACGUCUGAGCAAUCAGAAAGCUUCGCCCAAACACGAUUAAAAGAAUUAACUGGGAAACAGAGCAAAUCAGCAGAAACACCGCUUCGACGAAUGACUUCGAGCAGAAUGUCGGUUCUGUCGCCAUCGCAACUACUCGAUAAUCAAAUAAACGAGUUAAAUAGUCGGAUAGACAAUCUAAACUCCGAGUUGACAACUAUACUUAAAUCCACGUCGGACAUUGCGAAGAAUAUCAAAAAUCUUGAAGCCAGCGGUACGUCGCCGGAGAUAUUACAGCGUCGGCGCAAACAAUGGGAAGAACACGAAUUCAGGAAAAACAAUGUAAUGAAAAAGUUGAAAUUACUUGAGGCUGAAAUAGCUCGUAAAGAGAAAGAAAGAGCCACGUAGUGGCUUCAAACAAUGUAGAUAAAUAUAAGAAAGCACUAAAAAAGACAUUUUAAAUGUUUAUUUUAAUAUUUUAAUAUAAAUGCCAACUCUUUCAAAUUCAGGGCAGUAUUUGAAAAAGUAGGCAGAAUUAUUUUUAACUUUUUUUUUUUUUUUUUUUUACAGAAGAAAGUUGACUUAAAGAUAUUUUAGUCUAAAAGAAUGGUUUGUGAUAACAUUUCCAAGAUCUUUAAGUCAACGGAUUUCUGUGGUAGUAAAUAAUAUAUUCCCUGAUGGUUAUACAUUGUGCAUAAUAUUUAUAAUAUAAAAACAUAUUUUUUCAUACCAAUAAUUUAUUUUAACGGCGGGCAACGGAUACAUUAAAAACAUUAUUUUUACUCUAUUAACAUUAAUCAACACAUUUUUUCAAGGUAAUCAAUCAUUUUUUUUCACGUGAAGGGCGAAUUUUGAUGAAAUUAGUUUGUACUUUUAUGGAAUGUGAUUUUAUACUUGUAUAUAUUCACGACUGAUUGUAAAUUGUUUUAUAAGGCUGCACGUUGCGUGUUGUGUAUUUGAAAUACUAUCAUAUCUAUCCA
This is a messenger RNA of Hydractinia symbiolongicarpus, 26247 nucleotides long. RefSeq lists its product as uncharacterized. The transcript is spliced from 69 exons. Bases 278 to 25675 code for a protein of 8465 amino acids. The record is from RefSeq and is a predicted model, not a curated record. NCBI's taxonomy places the organism in Eukaryota, Metazoa, Cnidaria, Hydrozoa, Anthoathecata, Hydractiniidae.